AUGGCGAGUGAAAUAUUAGUUGAUGGUGCCAGAAAUUGUGAAAUGGCUUUACAGAAACUUGCUGAAAUCCAAGGUUAUGAAAAUUGUUGCAGUUACAUUGAGACUUAUCUACCUUAUUUGAUUCAUCAGUGGUUAUGUCUACAGUAUAAUGUGGAUGACUUUCCAUUCCUAUUGGUCAACUGUGGUUCAAAGAAGGACUUCUACAGAGAACACUUUGAGAUUCUCAUCACCGAACUCCUUAUGUUUAAAGAUAUUGACAAUGCAAAGAGAGUAGCUAUGACCCUAGGGCAAGACUGGCUGGAGGUUCUAAAACUCUGCAUACCCAGGAUUGUGGUGUUCAUUCUGCCACAGUUUGCAGCCUCUCAGAGGGGAGAGACUGCUAGUGAACAUGUGAAAAAGAGGACGGCUCAUGCAACUGCUUGUUAUACUCUGCUGACUGAUCAAGCUGGAAAAGAGAUGGUAGAUAAAUGUAUUGGUAACAACUUGGAUGUCAUUGUUGUCAACAUUUUGCUGUGUCUUUAUGACCUUGAAGAUGACAAAUUUAUGAAAACUGCUGUCAUCAG
This is a messenger RNA of Saccostrea cuccullata (small rock oyster), 563 nucleotides long. RefSeq names its product serine-protein kinase ATM-like. The record is from RefSeq and is a predicted model, not a curated record. Gene Ontology annotation, molecular function: protein serine/threonine kinase activity. NCBI's taxonomy places the organism in Eukaryota, Metazoa, Mollusca, Bivalvia, Ostreida, Ostreidae. The annotation marks the transcript as partial. Gene Ontology annotation, biological process: DNA damage response. The transcript has 4 exons.